AUGUCUAAUAACUCAAACGCAAUCCUGUCGUUUAGCGACAAGUGGACACAAACAGAUCGUUUCAACGUAGCUUGUCUUUGUGCGUAUACAUUAUACGAACUAUGGUGGUCAAGAGGUUAUUCUGAUAAAUUAUUUAAGCAGCAUUUUCUAAAUGCAAUAUUUAUUCACUUGGACAUUCAUGACAUCAAAGAGCAAACUUUAAUUCAAAGAAUACCAUACGAGCACACGGAUUCCAACUCACACGCAAUACGGCAUCUCGUUAAUGACUUCAAAUCGUCUUCGAAUGAUAUCCGUGAACAGAUUAUCGUUGAUCUAUUACUAGUAUCUUUGGGACUAUCGCAGAAGUUGCUCAAACACGCAGAAAAUUCCAAGUCUAGAAUGCGCCAAGGAUUAAAACAAGGCAUAAAAUCCACUACGAAUACUGUUGCAAACUUUCUUAAAUCAACAGAUACACAUUCUGCAAAUCUAACUGAAUCCACCGCAACAAAUAGUUCUUCUGAUGAAUCCUCCAUACUUUCUAGUUCCUCACGCUCGGACGACUCUGCGAUAUCUACCAUCAAUCCAGCUACGUAUGAUGCUCGCUCUCGAGCAGUCUUAUUUCGUCUCGCAAGACACUUGGAACUUUCGUCGUCUUUGAUUCCAAAUCUUGAAAAGUCGAUUGCACAACAAUUAUAUUUUAUGCAGCAAGAGGCAUCAAAACCAGAAUCAAGUGUCGGAAAAGAGACUAAAGAGACUGACAUUCACAAGGAUAUGCAUGCGAGUGCUUCAGAAAAUUUAGAAAAACGGGAGAAAAAGAUGAAUAGAUUGAAAUGGUUUGCAACUGGUGCUGGAGUGGUAGUUGGAGCAACGGUUAUUGGGCUGACCGGCGGAUUGGCUGCUCCCCUGGUAGCGGCCGGAAUAGGUGCCGUAACAUCAGUCGCUGGUGUUAGCUUUGUCGCUACAGCAUCUACGGUGGCUCUGAUUACUUCACUGUUCGGAAUCGCCGGUGGUGGCUUAGGCGGCUACAAAAUGCACAAACGCAUGGGAUCACUCAAAGUUUUUGAAUUCACUCAAAUGACUCCUGACCCGUGUCUCCCUCAGAUUCCAUCUCUCACCGUGACGAUUGCAAUCACGGGAUAUUUACUCGAGUCAACAGAUGAAAUUACCAAGCCGUGGCUACCCUUUUUUUCCCGCAUGCAGCGAGACGCCUUUGCCUUGACAUUCGAGCCGGAGAUAUUACUGGAUCUUGGUGUUGCGUUCCGGAGAUUCAUUGCGCAGCAGGCCGUUAAAGUUGUUGCGUCUCAGGCAUUGCAAUAUACUGUGUUUGCGGCAUUGACCACGGCAUUGAUGUUACCGGCGGGUUUGAUGAAGGCUGGAGAUUUAAUCGAUAACCCGUGGGCGUUGGGUGUGGAUAGGGCAGGGAAGGCGGGUUUGGUGUUGGCUGAUGUAUUAUGUGAGAGGGUCCAGGGAAAGCGGCCUGUCGUUUUGGUUGGUUAUUCACUGGGUGCUUUGGUAAUAUGGAACUGUUUGUUGGAACUGUCCAGGCGACAAAUGUAUGGGCUUGUUGAUAGCGUGGUCCUAAUUGGUGCUCCAAUACCAUCAACGUCUGAACAAUGGUCUCUUGCGUGUCCAACCGUCUCUCGACGGGUAAUUAAUGCGUAUGCAACGAACGACGUAGUGCUUGCAGUAGUCUACAGAAUGCAUUCUCUCGAUUUAAAAGUUGCUGGGUUAGAGGCAGUCGCACACGACAGCGUCGAGAAUUAUGACGUUACAAAACUUACGAAAGGACACCUUGAUUAUAAAGAACCAAAUACGUUGAAAAAUAUUUUGGAGGAAGUCGGUAUUGAAUAA
Molecule: messenger RNA, 1830 nt
Organism: Paraglomus occultum
Lineage: Eukaryota; Fungi; Glomeromycota; Glomeromycetes; Paraglomerales; Paraglomeraceae
Source: the annotation of a GenBank genome assembly